This is a messenger RNA of Chenopodium quinoa (quinoa), 591 nucleotides long. RefSeq lists its product as uncharacterized. The coding region runs from base 1 to 591 and encodes 196 amino acids. NCBI's taxonomy places the organism in Eukaryota, Viridiplantae, Streptophyta, Magnoliopsida, Caryophyllales, Amaranthaceae. The transcript has a single exon. The record is from RefSeq and is a predicted model, not a curated record.
AUGGGAGGCUCACCUAAGAGGAAAGAAUCUCUUCGAGAAAAACAAGCUGAUCAAGUUGUUGAGGCAUUAUCCUUAGGUGAUGUUGAAUUAGGAACUGGUUUGAAUCAAGAACAUGGCUUAGGUAGACCUUGUGAACUUGCACCUCUUUUGAACUUUGUGGGAGGCUCACCUAAGAGGAAAGAAUUUCUUCGAGAAAAACAAGUUGAUCAAGUUGUUGAGGCAUUAUCCUUAGGUGAAGUUGAAUCAGGAACUGGUUUGAAUCAAGAAUGUGGCUUAGGUAGACCUUGUGACACUCGUUGGGGGUCUCCCUUUAAAACAAUUUUGAAUGUGCUUGAUUUAUAUCCUAAAAUCUUGAAGUCACUUGAUUCCAUUACUCAAGUUUCUGAUACAGUUGAUUCGAAUAAAGCACAAUCUAUCACACACUUGUUAAUGUCAUUUGAUUUCGUAUUUGUGGCACACUUGAUGGUUGCUAUAUUUGGGAUUACAAAUGAGUUAAAUGUGGCCUUGCAAAAGCAUGAACGGGAUAUUGUAAAUGCAAUGGAAAUGGUUGACGUAACCAAGUUUAAUCUACAAAAUUUGAGAAAUGGUUGA